AUGGGUUUGCCUUGGUAUCGUGUUCAUACCGUCGUAUUGAAUGAUCCGGGUCGUUUGAUUUCUGUUCAUAUAAUGCAUACAGCUCUAGUUGCUGGUUGGGCCGGUUCGAUGGCUCUAUACGAACUAGCGGUUUUUGAUCCCUCUGACCCCGUUCUUGAUCCAAUGUGGAGACAGGGUAUGUUUGUUAUACCCUUCAUGACUCGUUUAGGAAUAACCAAUUCAUGGGGCGGUUGGAGUAUCACAGGAGGUACUAUAACGAAUCCGGGUAUUUGGAGUUACGAAGGUGUGGCCGGGGCACAUAUUGUGUUUUCUGGCUUAUGCUUUUUGGCAGCUAUUUGGCAUUGGGUGUACUGGGAUCUAGAAAUAUUUUCUGAUGAACGUACAGGAAAACCUUCUUUAGAUUUACCUAAGAUUUUUGGAAUUCAUUUAUUUCUUUCAGGGUUGGCUUGUUUUGGGUUUGGCGCAUUUCAUAUAACGGGGUUGUAUGGUCCUGGAAUAUGGGUGUCCGAUCCUUAUGGACUAACCGGAAGGGUACAAUCUGUAAAUCCAGCGUGGGGUGUGGAAGGUUUUGAUCCUUUUGUUCCGGGAGGAAUAGCCUCUCAUCAUAUUGCAGCAGGGACAUUGGGCAUAUUAGCCGGCCUAUUCCAUCUUAGUGUCCGUCCGCCCCAACGUCUAUACAAAGGAUUACGCAUGGGAAAUAUUGAAACCGUCCUUUCCAGCAGUAUCGCUGCUGUCUUUUUUGCCGCUUUUGUUGUUGCUGGAACUAUGUGGUAUGGUUCAGCAACUACCCCGAUUGAAUUAUUUGGUCCCACUCGUUAUCAAUGGGAUCAGGGAUACUUCCAGCAAGAAAUAUAUCGAAGAGUUAGCGCUGGGAUAGCCGAAAAUCAAAGUUUAUCAGAGGCUUGGUCUAAAAUUCCUGAAAAAUUGGCUUUUUAUGAUUACAUCGGUAAUAAUCCGGCAAAGGGGGGAUUAUUCAGAGCGGGCUCAAUGGACAACGGGGAUGGAAUAGCUGUUGGGUGGUUAGGACACCCUAUCUUUAGAGAUAAGGAAGGGCGUGAACUUUUUGUACGUCGUAUGCCCACUUUUUUUGAAACAUUUCCGGUUGUUUUGGUAGACGGAGACGGUAUUGUUAGAGCCGAUGUUCCGUUUCGAAGGGCAGAGUCGAAGUAUAGUGUCGAACAAGUAGGUGUAACUGUGGAGUUCUAUGGUGGCGAACUGAAUGGAAUCAGUUAUAGUGAUCCUGCUACUGUGAAAAAAUAUGCUCGACGCGCUCAAUUGGGCGAAAUUUUUGAAUUAGAUCGUGCUACUUUGAAAUCCGAUGGUGUUUUUCGUAGCAGUCCAAGGGGUUGGUUUACUUUUGGCCAUGCUUCAUUUGCUCUGCUCUUCUUCUUCGGACAUAUUUGGCAUGGCGCUAGAACCUUGUUCCGAGAUGUUUUUGCCGGUAUUGACCCAGAUUUGGAUGCUCAAGUAGAAUUUGGAACAUUCCAAAAACUUGGGGAUCCGACUACAAGACGACAAGUAGUCUGA
Molecule: messenger RNA, 1527 nt
Organism: Quercus robur (English oak)
Lineage: Eukaryota; Viridiplantae; Streptophyta; Magnoliopsida; Fagales; Fagaceae
Source: the annotation of a RefSeq genome assembly